AUGACGCGUGCGAAGAUUAUUUACCUGUCUGGAGAAAUCCCUCAGGGGGAUCCCGAAGGAGACCAGCGUAACUUGUUUAGAAAAUUACAUCUCUUGAGCAAAGAGAGAAAUCACCCUAUUCUUGCGUCGACCAUCGACGCCAUCACUAUUGCUCUAAAGCAAGAAUGCCGGCGAUUGGAAAAGUCACAAAGGGAACUGGUACCCGUGUUUGAAAGCGUAUUAGACUUGACAGAUAGUGUUAUUGAGCUCAGGAAAACCUCACUGGGUGGAGCUAUUGAGCGAGUUCUCGUUCUAGUAUUUCAAUUGGGUAUUUUCAUCGCCUAUCACGAAGCCAACCCCUUAGAAUACGAUUUUCGAGCAGAAAAUGCCGUGCUUAUCGGACGAGGCCCAGGUUUGCUCUCUGGAGCGGCCAUUGCACUUUCUCCCAGUCCGCUGCUACUUCCAGCCAUGGCUGCUGAAAUUGCCAAAGUCACAUUUCGAUUUGGUCUUGUUGUAGAUCAAGUUUGUCGCUCACUGGAGGUUUCACCUAACGAGAUCAAUGCUGAAGGGGCUUGGGUAUAUUGCGCCUAUGGGGCUGAUCUGAAAGAAGCUCAACAAGCAGUAGCAGUGUUCAAUUCGGAAAAGGCAUACCCAGAAGCAAGCAUGGCGGCGGUUUUCAACACUGAUGGUCAAUCGGUGAGCAUUGGUGGCCCGCCGUCAACUCUCAGAUCCCUUUUCUUAGAAUCAGAAUUCUUCAAGGGAACGAAGAACAUUCCAAUGAGGAAAGUUCAGGGAAUGUGGCAUAGCAAUAAAGCUUACGGUCUAGAGCAUGUCAAGCAGAUCGUCGAGGGCAUCACCCCAGAUAGUCAAUUAUGUUUUCCCAUAUUCUCUCCCGUUACCGGUCGACCAUUCGAGGCAACAGAUGGUACAUCAUUGCUCACAGAGAUGAUGACUGAAAUACUUAUGGAAAGCAUUCAGUGGGAUCAGACCAUUGAUGGCGUAUCCGCAGGUUUGAAACGGCUUUCACCAGAUGUUGUGCAACUUUGGAGUUUGCAGCCUUCACAUUAUAUGGAGAGCGUCCUUGGGCGCUGGAAGACGGAGCUUCCUUCCACAAAUCUAUCUCAACAGACGAUGAUGCCAACCGUAAUGAGUCUAAAUCUGGAACAAAGUCCACCACGUGAUGCAAAGUCCGCUAAAAUUGCCGUCGUUGGUAUGGCAUGUCGAUUCCCUGGUGGCGCAGAUGAUACUGAAAAGUUUUGGGACUUGUUGGCGCAGGGUCGCGAUGUCCAUAAACCGGUACCAGCUGAUCGGUUCGACAUAGAAAGCCAUGUAGAUCCGACAGGAAAUAAGUCUAAUACAUCUAAAACACCCUACGGCUGCUUUAUUGACAACCCUGGACUAUUCGAUGCUUUGUUCUUCGGUAUGUCUCCGCGCGAAGCAGAGCAAACUGAUCCCAUGCAUCGAUUGGCCCUAGUUACAGCUUAUGAAGCCUUGGAAAGUUCUGGCUAUGUUCAUGGCAGAGGUGUUCAUCAGCGUCGUGUCGGUACAUUUUACGGAUGUGCUAGCGAUGAUUACCGUGAAGUCAACACUGGUCAGGAUAUCGGAACCUACUUCAUUCCUGGUGGAUGUAGAGCUUUUGGUCCUGGUCGUAUAAAUUAUUUCAUGAAGUUUUGGGGACCAAGUUAUAGUAUUGAUACAGCUUGCUCAUCAAGUUUGGCAGCUAUUCAAGCUGCCUGUACUUCUCUCUGGAGUGGUGAUAUUGAUAUGGCAAUCACUGGUGGUAUGAAUAUCAUCACAAACUCGGAUGUUUACGCUGGCUUGAGCAAGGGCCACUUCUUAUCAUCUACUGGAGGCUGCAAAACAUGGGAUGAGGGAGCAGACGGGUACUGUCGUGCUGAUGGCGUUGGAAGCGUUGUUCUCAAGCGAUUAGAAGACGCUGAAGCUGACAAUGACAACAUCCUCGCGGUCGUUCUAGCUGCAGCACAGAUUCAUCUUUUCAAUCAAAUGGUCAAGCGUUCUGGAAUUGAUCCAUUGUCUGUAGGAUAUGUCGAGUUUCACGGAACUGGCACUGGUGCGGGGGAUCCAACCGAGAUGAGUUCUGUUACCAAAGUCUUUGCUAACGGGCAGCCGAGAACCACAGACCUUCAUAUUGGAUCUGUAAAAUCCAAUGUUGGCCACGGAGAAGCUGCUGCUGGUAUUAUGGCAUUCAUCAAAACUAUGCUUGUUUUUCAAAAGAGUACUAUCCCUCCACAUGUUGGUAUUAAGACUGGGCUGAAUCCUGCCUUGCCCAAAGAUUUGGAUCUAAGAGGCAUUGUUAUACCAUAUACUGCCACGCCAUGGGAACAGAGCAGUAGUCAGAAAAGAUUGGCAAUGGUAAAUAACUUUGGAGCAGCCGGAGGAAACACAGCAAUGAUAGUGGAAGAAGCGACGGAGCGUCCAAGGAUUGGCGAAGAUACUCGACCUACGCACCCCAUCACAAUCUCGGCAAAAACUCCAUACUCCCUUCAAGAGAACCUCAGACGUCUCGUAGAUUUCAUGGAAACGCAACCGCAUGUCUCUAUCGCGGAUUUGUCUUACACUUUGUCUGCACGAAAGAUGCACUACAAUUACCGGGUUUCGGUACUUGCAUCUACACUCAAGGAUGCUAUUAAACUUCUCCGUCCUCAUAUUGAUACAUCCCUAGAUCAGCUACCUACCAAUCCAAAGCAAACUCCAGUAGCCUUCGCUUUCACUGGCCAAGGGACAUUCUACAUCGGAAUUGGAGCACAACUUUAUCGCGACUCUAGGCCUUUCCGAGAGCAAUUAAAUCGACUUGACGGUAUUACGCAGCGUCAGAAGUUUCCUUCCUUUUUGCCUAUCAUCAAGAGCACCUGCGAUGUUAAGGAUGUACCCACAGUGUCUCUUCAUCUGGCUAUCGUGUGCGUAGAGAUCGCUUUGACACGACUCUGGGCUUCUUAUGGGGUCACUCCAAGUAUCACUAUAGGCCACAGCUUGGGUGAAUAUGCUGCAUUGAAUACAGCAGGAGUCUUCUCUGAUAGCGAUACUGUUUUUCUUGUCGGAACACGCGCAAAUCUGCUUGAGACACACUGUAAGCCUGCUACACAUGGUAUGCUAUCAGUUCGAGCGUCCCACGAAAAGAUUGUGAAAGCAGCCGAUGGCAUUCCCUUCGAAGUUUCUUGUAUCAAUGGCCCCGAGGAAAUAGUACUCGGUGGGGCACUGGAAAACCUGGAGGCUCUUGCGACCGUUCUUGGAAAAGCAGGCUAUAGGACCAUAAAACUCAAUGUGCCCCAUGCCUACCACACAAGUCAGAUGGAUGUUCUAGUGGAUGAUUUCGUCAAAUUGACGAGUGCUGUUGUGUUCAAGGCACCCAAAAUCCCAGUCAUAUCACCUCUCUACUCCAAAGUUCUUGCAUCUGGAAUCGAUGUCAGUUACUUAGCUAAGGCAACUCGAGAAACAGUCGACUAUGUUGGCGGACUCAAUGCUGCUUGGGAAUCUGGCGUUCUGUCUAAAUCCACCCUCUGGUUAGAGAUCGGUCAUCAUCCUUGCUGUGUUAGCUUCAUCGCAAAGACAUUAUCAGAUACUCGAUUGACAUCUCCAACAAUGCACCGAGACCAAGACAAUUGGACCACGCUCGGCAAGGCACUCACUUCUCUGUACAAUGCCGGCGUAGCCAUCGAUUGGACAGAGUACCACUUACCUUUCGAGCAGGCUCUUCGAUUAGUCGAUGCCCCAACAUACGCAUGGAACAACAAGAACUAUUGGAUUCAAUACAGUGGAGACUGGAAUUUGACCAAGGGUCAAGCAUUAUCAGAUCCCAACUUCAUAAAGACCAUACCUCAAGCUGUCAAGGGUUUCCGCACUACAAGUAUCCACGAGAUUCGUUCGGAAAACUACACUGAAGCCUCAGCCCAGAUCGUAACUGAGUCGGAUAUGACUGACCCAGCGCUCAAGGACGUUAUCGAAGGACAUGCCAUGAACAACUACGGAGUUGCUUCUUCUUUCCUCCAUGCAGAUAUGGCCUUCACAGUCGCGAAACGUAUCCUUGAUAAAGGUAUUCCAAACUCGUCCAAUAUUGGUAUCAAUGUUACCGACUUUGAAUAUCAUGAACCUGUGGUUAAGCAUUACAACCCAACAGAAGCUCAGCCCAUUGUGAUGAGUGCCGAGGCCGACUUAGAAAAAAGACAGGCUCAUGUAAAAUGGUACAAUCCCGCCAAAAAUCUAUGGUAUUGUCAUGCAACUAUCUCUUACGAAGAUCCAUCAUCUUGGUUAUCAACAUGGUCGCGUUCAUCAGGUCUUGUGACAAGUCGUAUUGCAGCUCUUAACGAUCUAGCUACCCGCGGUCAUGCCGAUAAAUUGGCAACCAAUCUUGCAUACAGUCUCUUUGGAAAAUUGGUCGGCUACUCGGACAUGUAUCGAACAAUGAAGUCAGUAAUUUUGAAUAAAGAUGAAGCUGUUGCUGAAGUGGAGUUUCCUGCCGAUACCGCUGGUAAUUGGACGGUGCCUCCUCAUUUUAUCGAUGGAUGUGUCUCCUUAUCAGGUUUUAUCCUGAACGGAGGCACACAUUUCGAUAACAACAAAUACUUCUACAUCACGCCAUCAUGGAAGUCCAUGAGGUUUGCAAAGCCGCUUGCACCCGGUGGGAAAUACCUAGCAUAUGUUCGAAUGGUCCCUGCGGAUAAAAACAACUUCGUCGGUGACGUCUACAUUCUCCAAGGAGACGAGAUUGUCGGUCUUGUCGAAGCCAUCGUCUUCACUCAAUGGCCACGCGUCAUGUUAGAUCGCUUCUUCCGUCCUCCCCCUCUCAAGGCCGCAUCUCAUGCUUUAGAUGCCUCUCAAGUUGCUCUCUCUCUCGCUUCGCUGGGUUCAGGUGCCACUAAUUCCAAGUCGCCAUCAUCUCAACAAUCACCAUUCGCGGGUGACUCCAAGAUCGUCACUGGCCUAUUAACUCCUCCUUCACCGACACGGAGCGUCCACGAAAAAGAAAGCAAAUAUGAAUCACCGGCUCCGAAAACAGAAGCUUCAGGCUCUUAUAUCCGAGCUAAAGAAAUCAUAGCUGAGGAGUUGGCCGUUGAUAUUCGAGUGCUGACUGAUGAUGCAAACGUCGCUGAUUUCGGGCUGGAUUCUCUCAUGUCUCUUGUUAUAUCCCAGAGAUUGCGUGAAGAGCUCAAGACUGAAAUCAGAGACGCUUUCUAUCUAGAAAUAUCGACUUUUGGGGAUUUGAAGACUUUGAUUGGGUAG
Molecule: messenger RNA, 5217 nt
Organism: Botrytis fragariae
Lineage: Eukaryota; Fungi; Ascomycota; Leotiomycetes; Helotiales; Sclerotiniaceae
Product: putative polyketide synthase protein
Exons: 6
Coding region: 1-5217 (1738 amino acids)
Biological process (GO): fatty acid biosynthetic process; secondary metabolite biosynthetic process
Molecular function (GO): fatty acid synthase activity; 3-oxoacyl-[acyl-carrier-protein] synthase activity
Source: RefSeq, a predicted model, not a curated record